Messenger RNA from Rotaria sp. Silwood2, 585 nucleotides. NCBI's taxonomy places the organism in Eukaryota, Metazoa, Rotifera, Eurotatoria, Philodinida, Philodinidae. The record is from the annotation of a GenBank genome assembly.
GUAUGCUAUUAUUUAUUUAUUGAUAAAAAUCUAUCUUGUUAAAAUUGUGCCUUGUAGUUAACAGAUGAACAUAAAAAGCUCAAUCCACAGUGUGAAGUUCCAGUACUUAUUAUUGAUGGAAAAAAACUUCUACAAUCAAUUCCUAUCAUCGAAUAUAUUGAUGAAACAAAUCAGAUUCAACCUCGACUUGUACCAGAAGAUCCUUAUCAACGUUAUCAGGUUGCUCGUUUGAUUAGUGAAAUCAUUGCAUCUGGUAUUCAGCCGUUGCAAAAUUUAAAAGUUCUUAAACGUGUUGGUGAAGACAAAAAAACUGAAUGGGCACAUGAUUUUAUUAAAGCAGGACUCGGUGCGGUAGAAAAAGCUCUUGAAGAGUCAGCAGGACAAUAUUGUGUAGGGGAUCAAAUUUCAAUAGCUGAUUGUUGUCUUGUACCUCAACUCUAUAAUGCACGACGAUAUAAUGUUGAUUUAACUGCAUAUCCUAUUAUGUCAGCUAUUGGCGAAAGAUUAAAUGAACUUCCUGCAUUCAAAGAAGCACAUCCAAAUCGUCAACCUGAUUGUCCUGAUGAAGAAAAAAUAAAAUCUUAA